Molecule: messenger RNA, 2148 nt
Organism: Prunus armeniaca (apricot)
Lineage: Eukaryota; Viridiplantae; Streptophyta; Magnoliopsida; Rosales; Rosaceae
Source: the annotation of a GenBank genome assembly
AUGAAUCGACGGUGGAGAUUUGGUGGGUUAGAGGAGCACCGGAUGGGUGUGGUGGUGGUGAUGGUGAUGGUGUUUCUUCUACUGUUUCAUCAUCUUCUCAGCCCAUGUUGGUCUCUCAACGUUGAAGGUUUGGCCUUGCUGAGGUUCAGGGACAGAGUGGUCAGAGACCCUUACGGGGCUUUGUCAAAUUGGAACAAGGAAAAUGGAGAAGACGACCCUUGUUCUUGGUUUGGGGUCGAGUGCUCGGAUGGAAAAGUGGUCAUUUUGAAUUUGAAAGAUCUUUGUCUUGGAGGAACAUUGGCCCCUGAACUAGGGAAGCUGGCUUACAUAAAAUCUAUUAUUUUGCGCAAUAAUUCUUUUUCUGGAAACAUUCCAAAAGAGAUUGCAGAGUUAAUGGAGCUGGAGGUUUUGGACUUGGGAUAUAAUAACUUUAGUGGACCAUUUCCAUCUGACUUCAGCAACAAUCCGUCUCUAACUACCCUUUUACUUGACAAUAACAGAUUUCUUGGUUGCAUAUCUCCUCAACUCCAUGAGCUGAAGAUGCUUUCUGAAUGCCAGGAAGAUCGGGAUCAGCUAACAGAUGCUACUUGCCUGACACUGUCUAUGAGCAGAUCUACCAGCUGGAGCACUGCCCAACCUGAAGAUACAGCUUACCGCAGGCUGCAGCAGGUGGCAGAUGAGAAAGAGUCAUCCAGAGUCAGAAGGGCUAAAGGAAAUGAACGCGGUUUGUUAUCAACAUCAGCUUCACCAUCUUCCUCACCACCACUUAAUCAGCCUUCUUCACCAUCUCCAUUACCAUUUUCAGUCUCAAUGCCACCCUCACUAUUUUCAUCACCAUCAUCAAAUUCCCCUUUACCAUCACCAUCGUCAAAUUCCCCUUCAGCAUCUCCCUCAAGCAGCUUUCUGACCCCUUCACCCUCGCCUUUGGUAGCACCAACUCCAGCCUCUCCAGUCCCAAUAAAUCCACCAACUACUAUUUCUCCAGCACCACAGUCCAAUCAAGAACCAAUGCCUUCCCCUGCUUCAAGUCCAAGUCAAGGGGUUAAGACUAGUUCUUCCAAGUCAAGGCAUCGUGUAGUUAUGAUUUGUGCAGGCAUUGUUGGCGGUUCUUUGUUCAUUUUAAUGUCAGUUAUUGGCAUUAUUCUCGUCCGAAGCAGUAAAGUUGUUACCGUGAAACCCUGGGUCACAGGGUUAAGUGGACAGUUGCAGAAAGCAUUUGUAUCAGGUGUACCAAAGCUCAACCGAUCAGAACUUGAGGCAGCUUGUGAAGAUUUCAGUAACAUAAUUGGAACCUUUUCAGAUGGCAACGUGUAUAAGGGAACUCUUUCAAGUGGGGUUGAAAUAGCAGUGACAUGUAUCACUAUGACAUCUGCUGUAGACUGGUCUAAAAACUUGGAGGCUCAGUUCAGAAAGAAGAUAGAAACAUUGUCCAAAGUGAACCACAAGAACUUUGUAAACCUUAUUGGGUAUUGUGAAGAAGAGAAACCAUUCACAAGAAUGAUGGUGUUUGAAUAUGCUCCAAAUGGAACACUCUUUGAGCAUCUACAUAUAAAAGAAGCAGAGCACUUGGACUGGGGAAUGAGACUACGGAUAGCCAUGGGAAUGGCAUACUGUCUAGAGUAUAUGCACCAACUGACUCCACCAAUAGCUCAGAAGAACUUGCUAUCAUCCUCUGUAUACCUGACUGAAGACUAUGCAGCCAAAAUAUCAGAUUUUACCUUCUUGAAUGAAGUGACUGCAGCAAAGAUGGGAUCUGCUGACAAGAAGCUCCGUGAAAAUAUGUCUGCAGAUCCAGAAAGCAAUGUCUACAGCUUUGGGGUUAUAUUGUUCGAAAUGAUUACCGGUAGGAUCCCAUACUCUCUGGAAAAUGGUUCUCUUGUAGACUGGGCAGCACACUAUAUGAAAGGGGAUAAAUCUUUACGAGAAAUAGUUGAUCCUACCUUAAAAUCUUUCCAAGAAGAAGAGCUAGGAGAAUUGUUUCAAGUGAUAAAUGAUUGUGUCCAUCCUGACCCGAAACAAAGACCGAAAAUGACGGAGAUCACAGGCAGGUUAAAAGAAAUCACAGCCAUGGGCCCUGAUGGAGCCAUACCAAAAUUGUCACCUCUUUGGUGGGCAGAACUUGAAAUUAUGUCAACAGAAGGAAGUUGA